Sinocyclocheilus grahami is the source of this 3705-nucleotide messenger RNA. Its product is annotated as myotubularin-related protein 14-like. Gene Ontology annotation, biological process: dephosphorylation. Bases 644 to 2392 code for a protein of 582 amino acids. The transcript is spliced from 18 exons. The record is from RefSeq and is a predicted model, not a curated record. Gene Ontology annotation, molecular function: phosphatidylinositol-3-phosphate phosphatase activity. Lineage: Eukaryota; Metazoa; Chordata; Actinopteri; Cypriniformes; Cyprinidae.
UUCCUGUUUACUACUGGCCCUGGUUAAAGUUCCUUAGCUAUAUCCAACACGGAUAGAUUUCAUUGCAACAUUACAAACUGCUCUAUUGUAUCCCUUUACACAUAGCUGACCGUUUUGGCGUUGUAAACAACACUGAAUGUUUUGUCUCCAGGUCGAAAUCAAGUCGAUUAUAAAACUCAAGGGUAAACAGCGCGUGAAGACUCGAGGAUAAAAAGUCGUGCGGAUUUCCUGUGAUUGGUGACCGGGUGUUGAGAUUUUGUGGGAUGCGGUGUUUUGACGUGAGUGCUGGGAAAGCAAAGACACACCGAAACGGGGCUUUCAUUAUAAAUGAAGUACAGAACUCUUUCUUUUUGCUGAUUGGAGAUAUAAUAGCGGCGAGAAGUCUUGAAGUCUUUCUCGUGACGUCUAGUAACGUUACCGUCGGUAACGGGCUAUUUUGAUCACCAGGACUGUGGAGGGGAAUCAUCCCGCCAGGACCCUGAACUCGGGACGCGCCACCCGCUCCGGCCCCGGCGCCUUAAAGCGGGCGGUGAGGAAGAAGCUUGCCCUGAAGGGAUGGCCUGGAGGACCCUCUCGGCCCCAGGGAGCUGCGCUAUUUAGUGAAGGGCGGGUUCGGAUCGAGCAGAAGGCGGGUGACGGCUCGAUGAUGGCUAGCCGGAGCGAGGAGAUAACCGAUCUGAUCUAUGUGUUCUCUAAGAGUCAGUACAGAGCGAAGGAGGUCACCCCGUCGGUAGAGAGAAUAGAGAAGCGCUGUUUGGAGCUGUUUGGCCGGGACUACAAGUACAGUAUCAUCCACAACACCAAUGGGGACGUGUGUGGUCACUACCCACGGAAGAUUGUGUUUCUGGAAUAUGAAUCUUCAGACAACCAUAAAGAGAGCUACAGUCAUUCACUCAUGAGAGUCAUUCAAGAGAGCUUAAACUGGGGUUCAGAUGACACCUUUGGUGAUGCUGAAGAGGUUCUGGAGGAUGACUGUGCAGUUCGGAAUAAUGAUUCACAGUUGUUUGAUAAGGUUAGGGGCUCUGACAUUAAGCUGUUGAAGUAUUUGUCUGUACGCUACAUCUGUGACCUCAUGGUAGAGAAUAAGAAGGUCAAGUUUGGCCUCAAUGUGACUUCCUCAGAAAAGGUGGACAAGGCCCAACGCUAUGCUGACUUCACCCUACUCUCUGUGCCUUAUCCAGGAUGUGAAUUCUUCAGGGAAUAUAAAGACAGAGAUUACACAGCAGAAGGGCUUGUCUUCAACUGGAAUCAGGACUAUGUGGAUGCUCCUCUGACAAUCCCUGCUUGCUUUACAAAAAACCUUAACAUCAACUGGAGUGAAUAUCAGUCAUGGGACCUGGUGCAGCAGACUCAGAACUAUCUGAAACUGCUUCUACACAUCAUCAACUCUGAUGAUGAGAACGGUUUACUGGUGCACUGUAUAUCAGGCUGGGACAGGACACCUCUCUUUGUAUCUCUGCUCAGACUUUCUUUGUGGGCGGACGGUGCCAUUCAUGCCAGUCUGGAGCCGUCCGAGAUCCUUUACCUGACUAUAGCAUAUGACUGGUUUCUUUUUGGUCACAUGCUGCCUGAUCGGCUCUCUAAGGGGGAGGAGAUUUUCUUUUUCUGCUUCAAUUUUCUGAAGCAUAUUGUUUGUGACACAUUUUCAGUCAUAAAAAAACAAAGAAGAAAAAAUUCUCAAUUCAAAGAUGCUGACUUCACAGUCGAUGACCUCUGCCAGUUAAAGCCCAGAGAUCGGGGUAGUGUGACAAGUUUGAGUAGUGAUUUCUCUCUCAUCACAGAAGAUACAUCUGCUCCCUCCAGUCUACUUGCAGAAGCUACAGACCUGAUUACCACUGGACCACAGGCUUCUAAUGGGAGGAAAGGCAUGCCAUUGUCUUCUCAUUCUGGGCAUUGGAACCGACCGGUCACUUCAGAGGAGCGAACACCUAAUGUAAUGACUGAGGCCAGUCCUCUGGGGUCCUUUAAGUCCUCAAGCUCUUCCUCAUCCAACCACUCAGAUCAAAAUGUUACACGGACAGGAAGCACCCCGUUAGCUGUACCAGGAAGGAGGCCAGUGGUGGAAUAUGCUCGGUCGGGCUCCUCGCUGUCCACAGAUUACGGCAGUUGGCAGAUUGUGUCAGGAUGUGGGAGCAUCCAUGAUCUUCCCCCAGUGCCCUCAGAGUCUCCUCUUCCAUUCAGCUUCCAGGAUGAGGGUCCCAGCGGACGAAUGUGUACAUUUGUACCUGAAAGGCAAGUGAGGUUGGAGGCAGUGAGGGAGCUGUUCCUUGCAGCUUACAGCUCUACAGUAGGACUCAAGUCAUCGGCUCCAAGCCCUUCUGGUGCCAUCUCAGGCCUGCUGGAGCAGUUUGCCCGUGGGGUCGGCCUUCGUGGCACUAAUGCCAUUAUCUGAGCCUUGUUGUGCCCAUAUAUUUCACUCAACUUACACACCCUCAGGACUUUUCAUGUUAUCUUUUUUUUUCUCCUCCGCAUCUUGAUGUUGCACCAUAUCUACUACAUCAGGAGUACCUAAUUUAUUGGUGAAACUUUACAGUGUAUUCUUUCAUCCCCUCUUCCAUCUCUUAGCCUCCAGCAGCUCCUCUCUUCUCACCCUUAUUCUCUGCUCUCACUUAUUCCAGUUCAAUCCUCUAACUGCAGAAAGGAAAAGUGCCAAAUCUAAAUACAGGGGGUACAUUAAACUGACUGUUUUUUCUUUUACUUUUUGUUCUCUACAGACCAAAUAAUACAGUAUAUCCAUUUGUUUUCUAAUUUAGAUUUUAAUUUGAGCUGUUUAUCGUCUUACUUUUUUGUGUGUUGCACAUUUGUACUGUAAUAGGGAAAAACAGAGAGGGGCAGAAAAGGGAAAAUUAUCUCAUCUCAUAAAUGAAAAAUGCUUAAAAUUAUACUUCUUGGGACAAAAAGGUCAUUGUAAUUGAGAAAAAAUGAUUUAUUCUCCCAUUUUAAGUGACUUGUUUUAUUUUAGUUGCUGACUGUCUUAUACACUUAAAAGACAUUUCUCAUGAAAUUCUUGUUAUUGACGGCUUUUUAGACCUUCAGGAUUUGAAACAAGCCUAAAGACAGUCGAUUCUUUAGUGGUAGUUUUAGAAAUGGCAACAGUUUGGGCAGUGGUAAUGUAAGACAAUGUCAAUGUUCUUUUAAUUAACACCUUUUUUGAAUCAUUUAAUGAGUGUGUUAUGAAUUUAAUUCAUUUUUGUUGUCUCUUGAUUGUUUUUUAACUGUAUCAUUCAAGUACGCAACAUUGUAAAGAUUAAUUUAAUCAGAGCUAAUCUAUACAGAGCAGCAGUUCAUGUCCUGCACUUACUUUUUCUUAAGUCGUUAUUGUUAUUAGACAAAACUUUUUUUUUUCUUGUGAAUGAUUUGGGGUAAAUGCCUCAAAAUAUCUGAUUUGCCUUGGCAGUAGAUAUUGAUGAAUGGCUAUAAGAUUGCACUUGAAUACAAGGAUUGAAAACAUGGAAUUUGUAGUAUUUUGGGCAUAAAACCAUGGUGGCCUCUAUACCUCAGGGCCUUUUACUGUGCCUUUUGUUCUUAUGGAGAUACAAUUCUGUUUUCAUGCACCGCUGUAUUAUCUUGCUUUUAGAUUUAAAACCAUGCCUUGAUAUGUAUCCGUUUCUCUUUUUGUUAGUUUAUGACAGAAACAACAUCCUUUUGUACUGUAGCAGCUUCUGGUGUUGGGCAAAAUUCAGGCUUAAAUUGUUGCAGACUAUA